Dentiscutata erythropus is the source of this 1642-nucleotide messenger RNA. NCBI's taxonomy places the organism in Eukaryota, Fungi, Glomeromycota, Glomeromycetes, Diversisporales, Gigasporaceae. The record is from the annotation of a GenBank genome assembly.
UCGUAGUAAAGAUAGAGGUGAAUCAGCUGUAGAACUAAUAAAAGAAGAAACAAAAAAUGACGCAGUUGAAUUUUUACAAUUGGAUCUACAAAGUUUAAAUUCUGUUAAGGUUGCUGCUGAAACAUUUUUGGCCAGAAAAUUACCAUUGCAUAUUCUAGUUAAUAAUGCCGGUAUUAUGGCAACUCCAUUUGCGACAACUGUAGAUGGCAUUCAAGAUCAGUUUGGCACUAAUCAUAUUGGCCAUUUUGUCUUCACACUCUUGCUGUUGCCAACCAUCAAAGCUUCGGCUCCAUCACGUAUUAUAAAUGUUAGCAGUGAGGCUUAUAGACUUGCACCUUCACCAGCGGGUAUAGAAUUUGAAAAGUUGAAUGAUCCAAAGGCUCAUACCGCUUUUCAAAGAUACAAUCAAUCAAAACUCGCAAAUAUUUUAUUUACUCUUGAACUUAAUAAAAGACUUUCAGGAACAAAUGUAUAUUGUAAUUGUCUUCAUCCAGGUGUCAUAAAGACUGAGUUAAUGCGUGGAGUGGUUGCUGACUGGGGAUCUUGGGUAAAACCAAUUCUCUCUGUAAUUACCUUUUUCUUUUUAACACCUGAUGAUGGUGCUUUAACUCAACUUUAUUGUGCUACAAGUCCUGAAAUUGAGGAGAAAAAUCUCCGUGGAAAAUAUUUUGUACCAUUUGGUAAAGUAGGUGAACCUAGUGCUAAAGGUAAAGACGAAGAAUUGGCAAAAAAAUUAUGGGAUUUUUCUGAAAAUUUUGUUAAAGAAAAACUUGGUGCUAACAUUUUUAUGACAGGUGGAAAUACUGGUAUAGGAAUCAUAACAGUAAGAGAAUUAGCCCGUAAAAAUGCUCAUGUAUUCGUUGCAAGUCGUAGUAAAGAUAGAGGUGAAUCAGCUGUAGAACUAAUAAAAGAAGAAACAAAAAAUGAUGCAGUUGAAUUUUUACAAUUGGAUCUACAAAGUUUAAAUUCUGUUAAGAUUGCUGCUGAAACAUUUUUGGCCAGAAAUUUACCAUUGCAUAUUCUAGUUAACAAUGCCGGUAUUUCGGCAACUCCAUUUGCGACAACUGUAGAUGGUAUUCAAGAUCAGUUUGGCACUAAUCAUAUUGGCCAUUUUGUAACUUCGGCUCCAUCACGUAUUGUAAAUGUUAGCGGUGGUCUUCAUAAACUUAUAUCUUCACCAGCAGGAAUAGAAUUUGAAAAGUUGAACGAUCCAGAGGCUCAGACUCCUUUCCAAAGAUACAGUCAAUCGAAGCUUGCAAAUAUUUUAUUUACUCUUGAACUUAAUAAAAGGCUUUCAGGAACAAAUGUUUAUUGUAAUAGUCUCCAUCCAGGUGUCAUAAAGACUGAGUUAUCGCGUGGAGUGGUUGCUGACUGGGGAUUUUGGAUAAAGCCAAUUAUUUAUAUAUUUUCAUUAUUCCUGUUAUCACCUGAUGAUGGUGCUUUAACUCAACUUUAUUGUGCUACAAGUCCUGAAAUUGAAGAAAAAAAUCUUCGUGGAUUAUAUUUUGAACCAUUUGGUGAAGUAGGUGAACCUGCUACUCAAGCUAAAGACGAAGAAUUGGCAAAAAAAUUAUGGGAUUUUUCUGAAAAUUUCGUUAAAGAAAAGUUGGGUGAUGACAUUUUUAGCAAAUGUUAUGCAUAA